Molecule: messenger RNA, 596 nt
Organism: Ruditapes philippinarum (Manila clam)
Lineage: Eukaryota; Metazoa; Mollusca; Bivalvia; Venerida; Veneridae
Product: trafficking protein particle complex subunit 6b-like
Exons: 6
Coding region: 57-596 (179 amino acids)
Biological process (GO): regulation of GTPase activity; endoplasmic reticulum to Golgi vesicle-mediated transport
Cellular component (GO): cis-Golgi network; TRAPP complex; trans-Golgi network
Source: RefSeq, a predicted model, not a curated record
CAACCCGAUUAGAUUUUACCAAACGAAACGACUUUAAUUUAUUAUGCUUCACAAACAUGGCGGCCGACGAAGUUUUGUUCGAACUGUUUCACUCUGAAAUCGUCGCAUUUCUUUACAGAACAACGGACAAAGAGGAUCAGGAUCAGUGCAUAGCUAAACUUGAAUCAUUAGGAUUUAGAGUCGGUCAAAGUUUAGUGGAAAGGUUUACAAAGGAUUGUUCUAGGUUCAAAGAUGAUCUAGAUAUAAUGAAGUUUAUCUGCAAAGAUUUCUGGAACUCUGUCUUCAAGAAACAAAUUGAUAAUUUGAGGACAAAUCACCAGGGGGUAUAUGUUCUACAAGAUAACAGAUUUAGAUUUCUUACACAAAUUUCUAAUGGUAAACAGUUUAUGGAUGCAGCUCCAAAGUAUUUAGCAAUGGCUUGUGGGAUUAUAAAGGUUCUCUUGCUAAAUUGGUGUAAAUUUGUAGUAAAAGCUGAAGUUGUGCAAUGCCCGCUUGUAAAUUCCAAAUUCAGAUACAAAGGACUUGACAAAACUAACCAGAAAGUUUUAAGGACAAAACACUGUGAUUAUUUGAGUGUUAAUGCACUGUUAUUUUGA